AUGAACAUGUUAGCAUCAUCAUCAUCAAUCUCUCUUCAACCAAACAUGCUUCUUCUUCCCACCACUUCAAUUCCUUCGAUUCGACCCAUCAAAACCAACUACAUCAAGAUGAAAACAAACCGUUUUGCUGCUUCUGCUGUUGCUGUUGCUGAAGAUUCCGUUUCCUCAGAGUCCUUUCCUUCUCUCGAGACUCCGCCUCAGUCUCAGUCUCAGAAACUAGGAGUUGUUGUGAAACCAACAUAUAAACCAAAACUCGUGUUGAAGUUCAUUUGGAUGGAGAAGAACAUUGGUAUCGCACUCGACCAAAUGAUACCUGGCUACGGAACCAUUCCGCUAAGCCCUUACUACUUUUGGCCAAGGAAAGACGCAUGGGAAGAGCUCAAGGAGUUGCUAGAGAGUAAGCCAUGGAUAUCUCAAAAGCAGAUGAUUAUUCUUCUAAAUCAAGCCACUGAUAUUAUCAAUUUGUGGCAACAAAGUGGUGGUAAUUUUUCCUCCUAA
Molecule: messenger RNA, 498 nt
Organism: Lathyrus sativus (Indian pea)
Lineage: Eukaryota; Viridiplantae; Streptophyta; Magnoliopsida; Fabales; Fabaceae
Source: the annotation of a GenBank genome assembly